Branchiostoma belcheri (Belcher's lancelet) is the source of this 636-nucleotide messenger RNA. RefSeq lists its product as uncharacterized. The record is from RefSeq and is a predicted model, not a curated record. The transcript has 8 exons. Bases 1 to 636 code for a protein of 211 amino acids. Lineage: Eukaryota; Metazoa; Chordata; Leptocardii; Amphioxiformes; Branchiostomatidae.
AUGUCCUUGAUCAGUCUUAGAGAGUCAUCAGAAGAACUUCAGGCCAAAAAGGACCAACUCCGAGAUGCGAAGCAGCAGAUUCAGAACCUCACUGCAAAGAACAAGAUGCUGCAACAGGAGCUAGAAGGAAAAGCGACUCCUGGCAGUAGAGUUACAGCAAAACGAUUUCUUCUCGAGAGCCCAGCCCCUGUCCUUAUAAAAAAGCCUUGCCUGGAUGGAGCCAUCUACCUGGAUGAUGAGGCCAUCUUGCCUGUCACUCCUGAUGAAGAGAACUUCACUCAGAGGAAAAACAUCGCCAGACUGAACAGGGAAAAAAAAGAGUUUGAUUGGAAACCAGUCAAAACCACUUCAGUUGCAGAGACAGUGAAGAAGGACCUGCGGGAUAUCGGGAACUUUGACCUCAGUCCCUUUCCACAUCAUCAGAUGGGAGGCAAGACUAUCAGGGAGACCAACCACAGAUUCGGGGCCGUCAACAAAGGAUACAAUGGUAUGGGAGGCCAUGAGAAGAUAGUCAACCUUCAACCCAGAAUAGGAAAGCCGCUGCCCAAGAAGUCCAAGUUUGUCAGCAGAAGCCGCUCGGCAGUGAUGGCCAGGGACCCUGCCCUCCCUACUCUGGAUGACUUCAUCACAUCCUGA